GAGUGUGGAUGUACCUGGCUGUGCUGCUGCUGCUGCAGGACGGCACGGUCACGACGCGUUCAGGGACUCGUGUUUUCACUGAGCCGUCUCCGCCCGUGUCCUCUGUCCUCCCGUAGAGAGCCGGGACCUUUAACACACCGCUGUCUAAGGACAUUUCCUCCACUUACAUCCCCCCAGGCAGAGCCUCUGGAGUCCGCUUCUACUUUUCCCACUGAUGCUGGGCGAUGCUUUUAUCUGUGAGCGCUAAUUAAUUUGGGAAUAACCAGGUGCGGCGGCGCUAAUUGAUUUGACAUUGAAUGCAACUCGGACCAGGGAUGGGGAUCAAAGUGUAGUGCUGUCAGGAAUGCCACAGACUGUGUGCUCAGGCACCAUGUUUACCACUCCCAGUGGCUUCAGCCCUCAUCUGGCCUGUGCUGAGCCUGGGGAGGAGGAGGAGGCCCCGCAGGAAGGUCCGGGACCGGGAGCUUGCCUGGCUGAUGGGCCCCCGAUCACUUCUGCCUCUCUGGACACCCUGAUCCAGAACCUGGUGCCCACUGCCGAUUACUACCCCGAGAAAGCUUAUGUAUUUGCCUUCUUGCUGAGUGCUCGCCUGUUCAUUUCUCCUCCGGAGCUGCUGGCCAGAGUGUGUGAGCUGUGCAUCAAACAGCAGCAGCUGGACCAGAGCCCACUAGACACGGCAAAAGUACGCAAGUUUGGCCCCAAGAUCCUGCAGCUGCUGACAGAGUGGACAGAAACAUUCCCAUCCGACUUCAGGGACCAGAAAAUGGUUGGGCACCUGAAAGACAUCAUUCACAGAAUCGCUCCAUGUGAUGAGGCGUACUGGAAAACCCUGAACCAGGUGCUGCAAAAGCUCAGCCAGAGGCUGGCCCUGAUGACUCAGGGGGAAGAAAGCAUUGUCAAGGUCUCCCUCAAUGCUUCCUCUAUUUCUGACAAGCUGGCGGCCUUCAAGACCAAACCUCCGCCCAUCCAGAAGGACAUGCUCUCCAUCUGCAACGACCCCUACACACUGGCACAGCAGCUCACCCAUGUGGAGCUGGAACAUUUGAGUCAUAUUGGACCAGAAGAGUUUGUCCAAGCCUUCGUUCAGAAAGACCCACUGGAUGGAACCCAGCAACCGUGUUUCAGUGACCAGAAGAAGAAAACCUUCAACCUGGAAGCUUACGUCAGAUGGUUUAACAGACUGUGUUACCUGGUAGCUACAGAGAUCUGCAUGCCGGCAAAAAAGAAGCAGAGAGCCCAAGUCAUAGAGUUCUUUAUCGAUGUGGCUCGGGAGUGUUUCAACAUUGGAAACUUCAAUUCCCUAAUGGCUAUAAUCUCUGGUAUGAAUAUGAGUCCUGUGUCACGACUGAAGAAGACUUGGAGCAAAGCAAAAACUGCCAAGUUCUUCAUUCUUGAGCAUCAGAUGGAUCCUACAGGAAACUUUUACAACUACAGAACCGCCUUAAAGGGGGCUGCCCAUCGCUCUCUAACCGCCAACAGCAACAGAGAAAGGAUUGUAAUUCCCUUCUUCAGCCUGCUGAUAAAAGACAUUUAUUUCCUGAAUGAAGGAUGUGCCAAUCGCCUGCCCAAUGGCCACGUCAACUUUGAGAAAUUUGUGGAGUUGGCGCGUCAAGUCGGAGAGUUCAUGACAUGGAAACGGGUGGAGUGUCCGUUUGAGGAGGAUCAGGCCAUCCUACACUACCUCCACACCGCUCCCAUCUUCAGUGAGGAUGGACUUUAUCUUGCAUCCUAUGAAAGUGAGAGUCCGGAGAACCAGGUAGAGAAGGACAGAUGGAAAGCACUCAGGUCUAAUGUACUGGGAAAGACAUGAGGCACGAGGUAUCUAACCUUUCCUCCCGGCGAUGGAGCUCGUGUUUUCUUUGCACUAAACUGAACUGUGAAGGAACCUGAAGCUGGUUCUUAGGUGUUUUUAUAUGAAGAAAUAACCUGUUUGGGAGACAAAUACCAGAAAGAAAAACAAAAAAACAAAACAAAGAGGAUUCCUUGAGAAGAGUGUGGGGAAAAAAAUAUUUUAAAGAUUUUGAAAAGUGAAGUAAAAUGUUAAGCUAAAGAAA
Cololabis saira (Pacific saury) is the source of this 2054-nucleotide messenger RNA. RefSeq names its product ras-GEF domain-containing family member 1C-like. Bases 344 to 1810 code for a protein of 488 amino acids. Gene Ontology annotation, biological process: positive regulation of GTPase activity; Ras protein signal transduction. Gene Ontology annotation, molecular function: guanyl-nucleotide exchange factor activity. The transcript is spliced from 14 exons. The record is from RefSeq and is a predicted model, not a curated record. Gene Ontology annotation, cellular component: plasma membrane. Lineage: Eukaryota; Metazoa; Chordata; Actinopteri; Beloniformes; Belonidae.